AUGCAUAGUAACGUCUUUGUCGGUGUCAAACCAGGGUUUAAUUAUAAACAGCACAGCAAAAGCUCACGUUUCCUAGAAAAUGUCUCUACGCCGGGACUGUCGAGCAACUACGAUUAUGUUUUGCUCCCUAUAACGACGCCCAGGUAUAAGGAGAUAGUUGGGCAGGUUUUUAAAGAGUUCCAGAACCAGUCCAAGCAGAAUUGGCAACCGCUUCGGGUCCCCGAACCCCAGUUGCAGGAUAUCUGUAUUCCCCCGUUCAACAUCAACAAGCUAGACAACGACGACACGCCGUCUUACAUAGGGCUGUUGUCCUCUUGGCUGGAGUUGGAAAGUCGUGAUCCGUCUGUAAGAGAUCUUGGCCUAAAGGUCCUUCUGAACGAAUGUAAAUAUGCAAGGUUUGUCGGGAUCAAUAAGCUGAUAUUGGCGCCUCCACGCGACCUGUCCAAUCUGCAAUUGUAUGGGCAGAUGAUUUAUAGACUUUUACAAAAACCAAUCAUCUUCACCGCGCCUGCGCUGACCAUAUCAAUCUCAUUGCCGCUUUAUGAAGACAGCGAUCCGCUGGCAACUUGGGAACUGUGGAAUACCGUUCGGAAAUUAUGCGAGUAUCAUUCAUCAUUGACUAUCUCUUUGGCCUUGCCGAGAAGUAGGACACCUUCUUAUGUGCUGAAUAGAUGGUUGGCCGAGCCCGUUUCGUGUCUUCUAGUGUCUUCAUCCAUCUUUGCCAGUAACCAGUACGCCUACCCAGUUCUACACAAAUUCAACCAAAAUUUGAUUUUGAAAUUUCAAAAUAUCAAUGGGGAUUCACAAAUCUUGGGUAAUGAACUAUGUGUGAUACUACAUGGGAUGGAGAAAUACGCUGACGAUGUUAAGGGUGGGGAAUCGGCUUAUUUGGAGUAUAUCAACUAUUUAUUGAAAAAGGGCGAUAAGAUCUUGAACUCCAAUGGUAAUCGUCAAUUUAUGCUUCAAGAACAGUCCAGGAUAAUGCCGCCUUUAAAGCCCCAUUCAGAUACUUUAUUGAAUUCCACAUAUUUGACUUUUGAAAAAGACUUGGUGAAAUACGACCUUUACGAAUCUGCCAUAUCAGAAGCGCUCCAAGACGUCUCCUCCCAAGAGAGUUUCAAGAGACCAAUAGUGAUCUUAGUGGCUGGUGCGGGUAGAGGGCCCCUAGUGGACCGAACUUUUAAAAUGAUAUCAAUGCUAUUUACGGAAAGUGAAGUAUCCCUAAUUGCCCUUGAGAAGAACCCACAGGCAUACCUAUAUUUGCAAAAGAGGAACUUCGAUUGCUGGGAUAACAAAGUGAAAUUGAUCAAAGAGGAUAUGACUAAGUGGCAAAUCGAUGAGCCACCAGAGAAACGUAUACAGGUAGAUAUAUGCAUAAGUGAAUUGCUGGGCUCAUUUGGUUGUAACGAACUAUCACCCGAGUGUCUCUGGUCCAUCGAAAAAUACCACUCCCAUAAGGACACUAUCUUCAUACCAAGAUCAUACUCCUCUUAUAUAGCACCUAUAUUUUCGCCACUAUUCUACCAAAAGCUCCUACAAACAAACCGCUCCUUGGAAGCGCCUUGGGUGGUCCAUAAGGUUCCAUAUUGCAUACUAUCCUCCAAGAUAAAUGAAGUUUGGAAGUUCGAGCAUCCGAUUUGCGAAAACUAUGUUGGCCAAGACGAAGAUGAUUGUGACACUAUCAAAUUUUCGCACAGCUCACUCAAUGAAUUUAAGAUAAAGCACCGCGGCGAAGUCCAUGGAUUCGUCGGUUUUUUUACAGCAAACCUGUACAACAAUAUAUUUUUGUCAACUUUGCCCGAUGACAGCAUGGUCCGGUUGAAAUCCAGCGAAGAAACGUCAAUGCAUGCCAGACAAAAUGAGAAUUUACAACUAAUCAAAAAGUGUCAUCAUACCUCAAAUAUGACCUCAUGGUCCCCGAUAAUUUUUCCUUUAAAGCAACCGUUAUCCUUCAUAGACGAUUCCGAACUUUCUGUGUUGAUGUCACGAAUACACUCGGACACAGAACAAAAGAUCUGGUACGAAUGGUCUUUAGAGAGUUUCAUAUAUCUCAUGUUAUCGAACUACGGUUCAGCGGCUGCCGCUACAAACAUGACCAUUCCCAGGUCCAUGGCUGCAGAUGACACUAAAAUUCUAGGCCGUAACUACCAUCUUUCAACAACGACCAAUCAAAAACUGGAUAAUCAAAUUGAUCUUGAUCAAGACAUCGAAAACGAAGAAGAACAAGGGUUCUUGUCCAAUCUGGAGACCGGUUGGCAAAGUGUACAAGAUAUUCACGGGCUCAGCGAAACCGCCGGGCCAAGUCAAUUGAGCUCUAUCAACAGACCCAUGUUUGAUCUCAAGUCGAGCAGGGCGCUCGAUUCUGCUAAUGGAUUACCAAGACACGAAGAUGUCGAGGAAGAUGCCCCAGAAGUUCAUGUCAGAGUUAAGACUGGUGUCUCUACUUUACACAACGUUGGCGGCAGAGCCUUCUCCCUACAAUUGUGA
Messenger RNA from Saccharomyces kudriavzevii IFO 1802, 2487 nucleotides. It is a transcript of the gene HSL7, whose product is annotated as protein arginine N-methyltransferase. Gene Ontology annotation, biological process: peptidyl-arginine N-methylation; regulation of DNA-templated transcription. The coding region runs from base 1 to 2487 and encodes 828 amino acids. The transcript has a single exon. Gene Ontology annotation, cellular component: nucleus; cytosol. NCBI's taxonomy places the organism in Eukaryota, Fungi, Ascomycota, Saccharomycetes, Saccharomycetales, Saccharomycetaceae. The record is from RefSeq and is a predicted model, not a curated record.